AUGGAUCAGAGCAACGUCGGCCUGGAGUCGGCCUACUUACUUCUGGACCGUGAGUGGUCACGAUGUGGGUUUACGAAGCGGUAUGGCCCAGGCAGGCUAGAGGAGAAAGCUGGAGUGGUGCAUUUGCAGGAUGGAGAGCUCCUGUGGAGAAAGAAGAAAAAGUUCACGCAAGCUAAAAAGGCCAUCAGCCUUAUCGUCAAAGCGCGGGAUAGAGGCUUGGCAUUUGAUGGAGGCUUUCUCGGCACUACGAAUGCCUCCACUCUUGCAAUCCGGAUCUCGAAUCCUGCGUAUGUACGUACGCUUCUCGAAAUGCUCACACCGAGAUUCCUGCAAAGUGAUCUGACUCCCUACCCAGCUUCCAUAUUCGUACAGAGCGGCUACUAUCAUUCAUCUGCGUUUGAGCAGCCCUCGCCGUACAGUCCAUCAAAAUCUGCCAUCCUAUCCUCCGCAUUGAAGCAUGUUCCUGCGCAUGGCUUCACUGAGCAAUCCCUUAGACUUGGAGCGCAAGACGCCGGCUUCUUGCCCAUAUCCACAAAUCUUUUCCCCGACGGCGCCUUCUCCCUCGUCAGCUACCACCUCACGACCCAGCGCCUCAGCCUCUCUAACCAGUUCCAACGCCCGGACAUCUCGCCUGCGACCAAUGAAGCGCCAAGCGAUAUGCUUCAACGGCUUCAGACAAUCGCUCUUCACCGCCUACAUGCAAACAUCCCAUAUAUCUCUCAAUAUCAAUCUGCACUCGCGCUCCUCUCACUCCCUUCGAACGUGUCCUCAGGCCUGAAAGAGCUGGCUCGCUUGGCAGACGAGAUUCUUUAUUUGGCAGGUAGCACCACUGUCACGACCGCCUGGUUCACUGAUCGCGCGGCGCUGGCGAGCAUCUAUGCUAGUGCGGAACUGUAUAUGACGCAGGACAAAAGCAAAGGCUUCGUCGAGACGGACGCCUUUCUGCAAAGAAGACUAGAUGAGGCUGAUAAGGUCCGAAGAGCUGGGGGAAUGGUAGGACAGUGGGUCGGAAUGCAAGUGGGGGGGCUGAUCGACGGGUUGAGGAGUAAAGGGGCCUGGAUAUGA
Bacidia gigantensis is the source of this 1065-nucleotide messenger RNA. RefSeq lists its product as uncharacterized. Gene Ontology annotation, biological process: ubiquinone biosynthetic process. NCBI's taxonomy places the organism in Eukaryota, Fungi, Ascomycota, Lecanoromycetes, Lecanorales, Ramalinaceae. The record is from RefSeq and is a predicted model, not a curated record. The coding region runs from base 1 to 1065 and encodes 354 amino acids. The transcript is spliced from 4 exons. Gene Ontology annotation, cellular component: mitochondrial inner membrane. Gene Ontology annotation, molecular function: lipid binding.